This is a messenger RNA of Thamnophis elegans (Western terrestrial garter snake), 1201 nucleotides long. RefSeq names its product mitochondrial ribosome recycling factor (gene MRRF). NCBI's taxonomy places the organism in Eukaryota, Metazoa, Chordata, Lepidosauria, Squamata, Natricidae. The record is from RefSeq and is a predicted model, not a curated record. Gene Ontology annotation, molecular function: ribosomal large subunit binding. Gene Ontology annotation, cellular component: mitochondrion. Gene Ontology annotation, biological process: translation.
GCCUUGCUUGCUCCACAGAGGCGAGGAAGAGGGAGGCGCCCGAGGGGGCGUGUCCUGGGAGGGGGCGUGCCCGGAAGAAGGGGAGACACCAGCAGCUUUUUGCAACUGGGCAAGGGCAGCGCCAUGGCUGGGCCCCUCCGAAGCCUCCGGCGGUUGCCUCCCCUGCUCUGCCGCCCCCCUUGGCAAGCCCCUCCGGAGCCCAGGCCCCUCCUGCUGCUGGGCUGGGCUCUCGAGACCCCACGAGUCAGGAUGCUGGCCACGAAGAAGGCUAAAGCUAAAGGGAAAGGUCAGGUCCGCAUCAACAUCAACACCUCCUUGGUAGAGGACAUCAUCAGCCUGGAACAGCUAAGCGAAGAGAUGAGCUCAGUGGUCAAAAACCUGCAGGAAAAUUUCAACAAAACUUUGAGCAUCAAACCAACCCAGGGGGCUCUUGAUUCGAUCAUCGUUACCACCAAGGACGGGAAAUUUCCGCUAAACCAGCUGGCACAGAUCUCCCAGCAUUCCGCACAGCUGCUAGUGGUCAACAUGAACAGCUUUCCAGAAAGCACAGCUGCAGCCGUCAAGGCGAUCCAACAGAGCGGGAUGAAUCUCAACCCGGGCGAUGGGCUCCUGAUUCUCGUGCCGGUUCCCAAAGUCACCCGCGAACACAGGGAGAACCUGGCCACGGUCGCCAAGCAGCUCACCCACAAGGCCAAGGAAUCCCUGCGGAAAGUGCGCACCGGAGCCAUGAACCAGGCAAAGAGCCAAAGCACCACCUCGGAGGACACCAUCCGAUUGAUAGAGAAGCAGAUUCACCAAAUGACCGAAGAUGCCACUGUCGAAUUGGACAAGCUACUGGCUGCAAAGACGAAGGAGUUGCUUGCCUAGGGGUUCACCACAAGAGGCUUUCUUCUGGCCUAAAACGGCCAGUGGUGGUUCUUCAACCGCGGGAAGAGACUUGGGCGGCGAACCGAAGCUCAGGACUUGAGGAAGGGGGGGGGGCCCUUGGCCUCGAGGUGGAAGGAUUUGGCUCCGCGACAGUGGCUACCUCAGCUCCGUCGCCGAGACCGCAGUCCUGCCGCCCAGAAGCCAUUUUGGGGAAGAAGGAUCACGAACAAUCUCGUCGAUUAAAUGCCCCUCCUGCUGGAUGUUGGGGUGGGGUGGAGGCUUCAUAAAUGGGUCAGGAAUUUCAUAUAUGAAAUAAGCGAGUCUGAAUAAAAGG